Menidia menidia (Atlantic silverside) is the source of this 2854-nucleotide messenger RNA. The record is from the annotation of a GenBank genome assembly. NCBI's taxonomy places the organism in Eukaryota, Metazoa, Chordata, Actinopteri, Atheriniformes, Atherinopsidae.
UCCGCAGCAUAUAUUCAUCAUGGAUUUACAUUUUGUUCUCCUGGUCGUGUGCUGGUCGUCCACAGCAAGUUGCACAGUGACCUCACCUGAGUGGUUCAGCAACAUUUCCACAGACCUUUUCAGUUCGUCUGGGAACAUAAAAUUUGGAGGACUCUUCCCUAUCAAUGAGCAAACCAACAACCUUAGCCUGAUUACGGAGCCAAACAGCAUCAAAUGUGAAAGCAUAUCAGCUGUGAUUGGUCCACUAACCUCGGAAAUGGUGUCAGUCACUGGAAAACUCCUGGGAUUCUUCUUAAUGCCACAGAUUAGCUAUGGUGCGACCAGUGACAAGUUCAGUGACACCCAUGUCUACCCGUCAUUCUUCCGCACAGUACCCAGCGACAAAUGGCAAGUAGAUGCCAUUGCACGUCUCAUGAAUGAGUUUGAAUGGAUGUGGGUUGCAGUGGUAGGCAGCGAGGAAGAGUACGGACAACGAGGCGUGCAGCAGUUCUCCAAAAUGGCAGAGAACAUGUCUGUCUGUGUGGCCUAUCAGGGUCUGAUCCCCGUGUACACUGACCCUGCACCAGCAGUCAGGACCAUCAUUACCAACAUCAGAGCAACUGAGGCCAAAGUGGUGGUGGUGUUUGCACUCUCAAACGCCGCUGAAUUCUUUUUCAGAGAGGUUAGUGUGGCGAACAGUCAAAGCACUUCUGCUGUUGUCAAGAGCAUUGAAGCAGACACACUCACCAUACUGCCUUUCUUCCAGGUUAUAAAGAGUAAUUUAACAGGCAUAUGGAUAGCCAGCACAAGCUGGUCUGUCAGCAAUCGAAUCACUUCCCUCCCCAACAUCCACACAGUUGGCACAAUCAUUGGAUUCAUCGACAGGACGAACACCCUGCCUCUGUUCUCCAACUAUACGCUCAAGCUCCUCCGAAAACUGAGUGAGGAGAAGAGAGACACAUCCCCGCCAGUUCAAAAGCCCGGCGACCCCUUCUACCCCUGCCCAGAGUGCUGGAGCUUGUCACCUGAUAACUUCAGCCUGGUGACUGACGCGGCGGUUGAGAGGGCAGCUUUUGGUGUCUACGCUGCCGUCUACAGCGCAGCACAGGCACUGCACAACCUCCUCGAUUGCAGUUCAGUUGCUUGUAAGUGGGGGCCCAACACCAAAGUCUAUCCCUGGAAGCUGUUGGAGGUUUUAAGAAAUACCUCAGUUGAAGUGAGCGGCCAAAAAAUAGAGUUUGAUGAAAACGGCAACCCAAACAUAGGUUACAGUGUGUUUCAGUGGCUGUGGACAAGCCCAAAUAUUGAGUUUAAAAAUGUUGGGCACUACUAUCAAGAAAAUCUGACUGUGGACAAAACCCUUUUUGAAUGGCACACUAACACCACAGAGGCUCCUAACUCUACCUGUUCAAUGGCAUGUGCGAAAGGCCAAGUCCGCAGAGUCAAAGGCUUUCAUUCCUGCUGUUAUGACUGUAUAGACUGUUUGGCAGGCACUUACCAGGCAAACGAUGACGACAUCCAGUGUGAAGAGUGCCCUGAGCGGCAGUGGUCCGAGCACCGCAGCACUAAAUGCACUGACCCUGUUUAUGACUAUUUAACGUGGGACACACCUGAGGCCCUAUACAUGAUGCUGGCAGGGAUUGCACUGCUGAUAUGUCAAGGCUCAGUCGGUGUGAUGUUCUUCAUGUACCGAGGGACCCCAAUGGUGAUGGCUUCAGGGGGUGCCCUGAGUUUUGUGGCUCUUCUCAGCCUCAUGGGAGCUUGUUUAAGCCUGCUACUGUUCCUGGGACAGCCGGGGGAUGUUGUGUGUCGUCUUCAACUGCCCUUGAUCUCCAUCUUCCAAACACUUGCCAUAUCCAUUAUUAUGUCCAUCUCAUUGCAGAUUUUCUUUGUGACCGAGUUCUCAAAAAUUGCUGCUUCUUACCUGCCCACGCUGAGAGGUCCUGGAAGCUGGUUGGUGGUGCUCAUCUGCUGCGCAGUGCAGGCAGGUCUCUGCGGCUGGUUCGUUCAAGAAGGACCCUCUCUGACCAAACAUAUAGCAAACAUUGAAAUAAACUUUGUGAGGGCAUUUCUGUCAUGUCCAAUAUCUUCAGAUAAACUGGCUUUAAUGCAAGGUUUAAAUGGUGCAAUGGCUCUUGUAUCGUUCAUGUGCACAUUCAUGGCUGUUAAGCCUCUUCAUCAGUACAACCUUGCAAGGGACAUCACCUUUUCCACCCUGAUUUACUGUGUGAUUUGGGUGAUUUUUAUUCCAAUCUACACAGGCUUGACAGCUUCUGUUUCCACUGGGUCAAAGAACGUGACAAUGGUGCAUGUUUAUUUUACUAUGGCAGGAAACUUAGGACUGGUGGUUGGUUACUACUUCCCAAAGUGCUACUUGCUUGUUAGAAGAUCAGAAUUCAACACGGCAGAGCACUUUUGUACCUUCCUAGAGGGUGUCCCACCUACCCCACCUGAGGAGGAGCCACAGCCAGCACCUCAGGCAGACAAAUAAAUGGCCUUCCUCACAACAAAAUGUAAUGACUUCUCUUGUCCAUGAAGAGACUGAGAUGCAUAUUUAAGAGACUAUUUUCCUUUGCCUGAUUCAUAUGACGUUUGAAUGUUGGUGUAUUUCAUAACUUAGAACCUAAUAAAACAAAAUAGCUACUGUUUCAUUAUAAAUGUGUUAGUUUUAUUGCACAUUACAGUCAUGUAAAUCUUUUCAUAGCAAAAAGCAUAUUGUAGAGAAGCACUGUAACAGCAGAAUGUCGUGUAUACUUUCAAAACAGUGCAGUUGGUACAUGUAGUUCGAUGGGUAAAACAACCCAAGGAUGUUGUUUUUGUGUGUUGCUUAGAAUGUGAUCAAUAUCUACAAUUUAAAUAAAAAUCAAAGGUACUG